GCCGGCGGCCCUGGGCGCGCAGCCCUGCCCUCGGUGGCCCAACCCCCCAUUCAGUGUGCCGCGGCCGUGACUCGCUGCCCAGUGACGCGGGGCGGCCCAACUUUACGUAACCCGCCCCGCGCCCGGUGUCCACAGAGGGUACACCCAGGGCGCGGAGGCCCAGGCGUGGAGAGUUGCUCCAGUCAUGGUGCCCCCCAAAGGGCGCUGUGGCUGCAGUCCACCCCCACUGGGCCCGGCUCUGUAACUUAGUUACCCACCGCGUGUGGACGGAGCCUGUCCUCUGACACAGCCCCUUGCGACCAAGGGCUUACCCUUGAGAAAAUACAGAGGGGAGCUUGGGCCAGGGCCAGCGCAGGACCAGGGCUUGGAGGCCACGGUUCGGGUUGGUGCAGGGGGCUCAGAGGCAAAGUUAGGACCCAAGUUUGGUUUCCUGCGGGUUGGGGCUCCCUCCACUUCUGGAAUGAGCCUGAAACGGGAGAUGAAGAAGCUGAAACGCAGAGAAGGAAAGUGAUACACCCAAAGACACAGAACUAGUCAUCGCAGUGCACUAACCAGGUGGCCUGCCCCAGGCCUCUGCCCUGAGGCUGGGAGGCGCCAGCCACCAGCAUGCCUUGGGACGCGCAGCGGCCAGGGGGCGGCGCAGACGGCGGGGCUGAGGGCGCAGGCGCGGCGCGCUCGCGGGCGCAGAAGCAGUGCCGCAAGUCGUCGUUCGCCUUCUACCAGGCUGUGCGGGACCUGCUGCCCGUGUGGCUGCUCGAGGACAUGCGCGCCAGCGAGGCCUUCCACUGGGACGAGCGCGGACGCGCCGCCGCCUACUCGCCGUCGGAAGCGCUGCUCUACGCGCUUGUGCACGACCACCAGGCGUACGCGCACUACCUGCUGGCCACGUUUCCGCGGCGCGCGCUCGCGCCGCCCAGCGCGGGCUUCCGCUGCUGCGCGGCGCCCGGGCCGCACGUGGCGCUGGCGGUGCGCUACAACCGCGUGGGCAUCCUGCGCCGCAUCCUGCGCACCGUGCGCGACUUUCCGGCGGAGGAGCGCGCGCGCCUGCUCGACCGGCGGGGCUGCAGCCGCGUGGAGGGUGGCGGCACGUCGCUGCACGUGGCCUGCGAGCUGGCGCGCCCCGAGUGCCUCUUCCUGCUGCUCGGCCACGGUGCCUCGCCUGGCCUGCGCGACGGCGGCGGCCUCACGCCGCUGGAACUGCUCCUGCGCCAGCUGGGCCGCGACGCCGGGGCCACGGUCACUGCCGCCGCCGCCAACGCCGCCACCGGGCCGCCUGCACCCGGGGAGCCGCGCCAGCGCCGCCUGCUGCUGCUCGACCUGCUGGCGCUGUACACGCCCGCAGACGCCGCCGGCCCGGCCCGCCGAGAGCUGCUGGGCGACCGGCCGCGCUGGCAGCGGCUGCUGGGGGAGGACAAGUUCCAGUGGUUGGCGGGCCUGGCGCCACCCUCGCUCUUCGCGCGUGCCAUGCAGGUGCUGGUCACCGCCAUCUCGCCCGGCCGCUUCCCCGAGGCCCUGGACGAGCUGCCGCUGCCACCCUUCCUGCAGCCGCUGGACCUCACUGGCAAGGGCUAGACCGUGGGGGCAUCCUGGCGCUGGCUUUUUGGAGAAUACUAUUUUUCAGAGCGUUGUACCCGGCACUUUACAUACAUUGUCUCUGUACGCGGAA
This is a messenger RNA of Phacochoerus africanus (Common warthog), 1666 nucleotides long. It is a transcript of the gene ANKRD9, whose product is annotated as ankyrin repeat domain 9. NCBI's taxonomy places the organism in Eukaryota, Metazoa, Chordata, Mammalia, Artiodactyla, Suidae. Gene Ontology annotation, molecular function: protein binding. The transcript has 3 exons. The record is from RefSeq and is a predicted model, not a curated record. Bases 607 to 1572 code for a protein of 321 amino acids.